Messenger RNA from Scheffersomyces coipomensis, 1500 nucleotides. RefSeq names its product serine/threonine/tyrosine protein kinase. Gene Ontology annotation, cellular component: cytoplasm. Lineage: Eukaryota; Fungi; Ascomycota; Pichiomycetes; Serinales; Debaryomycetaceae. Bases 181 to 1353 code for a protein of 390 amino acids. The record is from RefSeq and is a predicted model, not a curated record. The transcript has a single exon. Gene Ontology annotation, biological process: protein phosphorylation; signal transduction. Gene Ontology annotation, molecular function: protein serine/threonine/tyrosine kinase activity; protein serine/threonine kinase activity; ATP binding.
AAUCAAUCAAUCAAUCUUAUUGUUGAUUGUUCAUAACAUUGCAUUUUAUUUUUAUCUGACCUUUGGUUAUCUACCUAAUUUUAUAGAGUUUCAGCAUUAAUAGAGUACACUUCCACAUUUAUUCAAAAUUGAAUCAAAUCAAAUCAUAUCAUAUCCACUUACAUCAAUCAAUCAAUCAAUAUGCCACAACAUUUAAGUUCAACAACCUCAAAUGAAUACACUAUAAGUAGUGUGGUCAAUAAUCAGACAUCAACUGCCAAUGAAAUGACUGUGGUGGAGUAUAAAAGAAUAGGUGAAGGUGCAUUUGGAACUGUGGUUGAAGCCAAAUUAAAAUAUACCAGUCAUAAUAAUAAUACCAGUACGAUUACCACAACAACUACUACUACUACUACUGAUUCUGAGAAUCAAUGGUUAGGACCAUUUGCCAUCAAGAGAGUACCCGUUCAAACUGAAUAUAAAUCAAGAGAAUUAGAAAUCUUAAGAGAAGUAAAUCAUCCAAAUAUAGUUAGUUUAAGAUUUUAUUUUGAAAAGGAAAGUUCAAAUCCUAAAGAUAAAACGAUUUAUCAAAAUUUAGUAAUGGAAUGUUUACCAUCAAAUUUACAAAAUGAAAUUAAAUAUUAUAAACAAUCAAAAUAUACCAUACCUUAUCCUCAUAUGAAAGCUUAUACUUUCCAAUUAGCUAGAGCUAUGCUUUAUUUACAUGGAUUUGGUAUAUCACAUCGAGAUAUUAAACCAUCUAAUAUUUUAGUUGAUCCUGCUACUGUUACUUUAAAAAUUUGUGAUUUUGGUAGUGCUAAAAAAUUAGAACCAAAUCAAGAAUCAGUUAGUUAUAUUUGUUCAAGAUAUUAUCGAGCUCCAGAAUUAAUUAUAGGUUGUACAAGAUAUACUCCUAAAAUUGAUAUUUGGGGAUUAGGAUGUGUGGUUGCGGAAAUGUUUUUAGGUAAACCAUUAUUUCAAGGUCAAGAACCAGAAUUACAAUUGAAAGAAAUUACAAAAUUAUUAGGUCCACCUGGUAAUAGUUUCUUUUUUAAUAAUAAUGAAAAUUAUAGAGGUAAUAUGUAUUCAACUAAAACAUUCACUUGUAAAAUCGAUCAACGAUUUAAACAAGUGUUUAGUAAUUCUCCUCCUGAUGCUAUUGAUUUAUUAUUAAAAAUAUUGGUCUAUAGUCCUGAACAAAGAGCAAGUCCAAGAGAAGUAUUGGUUCAUCCUUUCUUUCAUGAAUUAAAGAGUAAAGAUUUUUAUGUAUAUCCUAGAGGAUCAAAUAAACCAAUUAAAUUAGAUUUAUUUAAUUUCAGUCCUCUUGAAUUGAAACUUUUAGGUCCUUAUAAAGAUGAAUUAUUAUCAAGUAUAUGAAAUGUGAAAAUAAUAUUUCGUAAGUAUAAUAGAAGAUUCAAGUUGGCUAAUUGAUUAUUAGUAUAGUUGUUGUCGAUGUUGUUGUUGUUAUGUUUUGUCAUUGUCAUUUAUUGUGUGUAAGUAGUUUUAGUUUUAUAUCUAUUUUUU